ACGUCAAUUUUCUUUGCAGUUGUUUGUUUUUCUGUAAUAUUUUCAGUUUUGUUCUCAUCAAAUCCGCGCGCAAAAGCAAAAAAAUUUCAUGUUUUUUUCUUUUUUCUCUCAAAAAAAUUGCAACAAAGAAAAAGAAUAUACCAUCAUUUAGAAAAAUCUAAAAAUUUUAUAAUUAAAAAAUCUGUUUUUCAUUAUGGCUGAAUCAGAAAAUCAAAUAUCCACCGACGACACCGAUACAAUUGAUACACUCGAAGAAACAAGCAUCACAAUGGUCGACAUUUUAGCCCAUGAAAAUGAAUUGGAAGAAGAAUAUGCAGCCGUUUUGGGUGCUUCCGAUGAUAAAUGUUGUACUUAUACAAAGGGACCAAUUAAAAGACAAGCUUUAUAUUCAUGUUUAACUUGCUGCCCCGAGUCCGUUAAGAAUCUAGAAAUGUGUGCUGGCAUUUGCUUAGCCUGUUCCUUGCAUUGUCAUGAAAAUCAUGAACUCGUUGAAUUGUAUACAAAACGGAAUUUCCGUUGCGAUUGUCCAACAGAACGUUUCCCGGGUUUAAAAUGCACCCUGAAUCCGGACAUUGUCGAUGGCGACAAGAAAAUGCCAAAGAACGAUUCGAAUUUAUAUAACCAAAAUUUCCAAGGUGUCUAUUGCACUUGCAAGCGUCCUUACCCAGAUCCAGAAAGUCCCAUUGAAGAGGUAAUGUUGCAAUGUGCCAUUUGUGAGGAUUGGUAUCAUUUGCAUCAUCUGGGUUUGAAGGUAAAGAAGCUUAGGGAUGACUAUCACGAGAUGGUUUGUCCUGGGUGCAUGCAGAAGUAUGAGUUCUUGCAGGAUUACACUGGGUUGGCUUUGACGAGGCUGGAGGACUUGGAUGAGUCGGAUGUUUCGGUUGAAACUGAUGAUAAGUUGAAGUCGGACUUGGAUAAGAGUAUUUCGGAAAUCAUGAAUAUGAGUGGCGAUGAUGAGUCGUCUGCUGCCGAUGCUAGUACAUCGGAAAAGGCUGAUGGUGAUGGAAAGGCCAAAAAUGGAGUUGAGCCUCCGGCAAAGAGACAAAAGACCGAUGGACAAAGUGGAUGUAGACGGCCAAAAAACAAACCCGAUUGGGAUAAAGAUGUUGCAACUCUUUGGCUCUCAGACUGGCGUUUGGCACUUUGCAAAUGCAAGGAAUGCUUGCCACUCUACGAGGCCACCAAAAUCACUUUCCUCCUCGAUCCCGAGGACUCGGCUACACAUUACGAGGAGCGUGGCAGGAAGAGUGCCAAAGAAUCAUCCUACGAGCAAGGCAUUCGUGCUCUAUCGACAAUUGGUCGAACCCAACAGAUUGAUGCGAUUACAGAGUACAAUCGGAUGAAGGACAAACUAAAGGAUUUCCUUCACACUUUUGUGGUCAAUAAGAAAGUUGUUACCGAAGAGGAUAUCAAUAGAUUCUUCCAGGAAAUGAAGAAUGAGAAAAAUGCCAAUUUGGGGCAACCGUUUUUCUGUCGUUAACAGAAAAAUUGAAAAUCUCCAGCGAUCCCUCAGAUAGGGAUUGCAUUUGAACAAAAAUUCAUUCCUCUUCCCCAUACAAAUUUAGAAUAGAAAUCAUUAUUUUUUUUGUUCAAUGAAAUAAAAAAAAAAAUUUAGAACAAGAAGAAGCACACAUUAAAUCGUCACACUUUGAUAGGUUUUCACAAAAUACAUGGAGAAUAAAAUAAAAAGGAGAUAAGGUAUUUGUAUUAGUUUUUAUUUUUUGGUUCCAAUUUGGUAAUCAUUUUGGAAUACUACUUACCUAUCGAACUAUUGUUUGAUAAAUAUUAUUCAUUCAUUCAAUAAAAUGGAAAUAAAUAU
Molecule: messenger RNA, 1819 nt
Organism: Episyrphus balteatus (marmalade hoverfly)
Lineage: Eukaryota; Metazoa; Arthropoda; Insecta; Diptera; Syrphidae
Product: putative E3 ubiquitin-protein ligase UBR7
Exons: 3
Coding region: 194-1480 (428 amino acids)
Cellular component (GO): cytoplasm
Molecular function (GO): zinc ion binding; ubiquitin protein ligase activity
Source: RefSeq, a predicted model, not a curated record